AUGAUAGCCUCGCCUCCAUCAUCCAGCGAAACUCCCCAGCAAACGUCUUACGAUUUCGACAAAUUACACGAAUUCCUGCCGCCUUAUCGUUCUUUGCUUUCUCCCAAUACAAGAUAUGACUACCAAACUCAUCAAUUACUCCACGAUGACUCGGACUUCCGCCUGAAUAUCUGGCCCGGACCCAAAGGCGGGAAGAAGAACAAGAUCAAGAUGAAGUAUAAGUCACUGUUGGCACCUAUUAACGAUACUCGAAAGAAGAUUUUGAGUGCUGCAACUGAUUCGCUUUCAAUCCGGUCCUUCAAGUCUGUGAUCACACUCAGGGACCCGGCACAAACGGGUGCUGACACUGAACCAAUCACGUUUUCCUCGUUACCUCUGGAGGUUGGUGAUGUCAUCUUUGGGUUUCUACAGAACGAUACCAAAACCCUGAUCAACUGUCUAUAUGUUAACAAAAGGUUCAACGAGUUGGCGAAAACGUUUUUGUACCGCUCCCCGGUUCUGACCUCCACGUAUCGGGUCGGCCAAUUUGUCAACGUGAUCAUGAACGAUCCGUAUCUUGCAACCCUUGUUGAAACCCUUGAUUUGUCGCAGUUGGCGCCUGGAUUAUCAUCGGAGGGUGAGGCUGAAAAUUACAACAUCCUGGUUGACCUGUUAAAUAACCGGGAUGAAGACGACCCUGCGAGUCCACUGAGUGAUGCGGAUCGCCUUGCGGGUGACCAGGACUCUUUAGCCGGCUGGAGAGACUGGAAGUUCCGAGAUCAUCCUCUCUAUGGACGUCGUUCGCAAUGGGAAGCCCCUAAACAGGAUCAAUCGUCUCAGCCAACACCGACACCUUCAGCCAGAUCAAGGUCAAGAUCAAGACGCCACAGCUCAAUUAUCAGUUCUGGAAACUCGAUUUUUUCUACAGGAAACUAUAGCUCUGAUAGCACCGAUCUGCUUCGAUCAAUGAGUAACACAAGUACCACGAAGUCGGAGAAGAAAUCCGGUGCAACGGCUAAGAGUCUGAAGAGAAGUUUGAAGAAGGCGUUGAAUAUCGAUCAUAAGCAGGUGAAUCUGAUCCAUUCCUACGCGGCUUUAUACGAUCAGCCAAUCCCUUCCUCGCAUCAUCGUCGCAGUAGCGGUGGAAUAGUGGGUCCGAGCACCUCACCGCGGCAAGUUGGAGAAACUAUUCGCAAAGGAGGCUCUCGGCCCUCGUCUGCAAGCUUCAAUCCAGUCAGAGAAUCUCGUUACAGACCCAGUUCGCUCCACCAACCUUUUUCCUCGCGUCAUCCACUUGCAAACAAAUUUUUGAUGAACUACUGUUUUUCAAAGGACUUGCCUGUUGGCUACGUGAUCCAUUUGAUCCAGGAGUGUGAACACCUGAAGGUGUUGAACCUUUCAAAUCUUUCACUGAGCCCUGAUUUUGAAAUGCGUGAUUACGAGUUCUUUGAUUGGUGUACGGGUCGCGGAAAGAUCAAGACUCCAUUGAGAACCGGGAUUGGACUAAAUUACGGCUCAAUGUUGCUGGAGGCUGAUAAGAAGGUCGAAGAGCCUAAACUUCCACCAGUGUCUAAGCCAGUAUUUCUUUCUGAUACCGUCAUGCGUGAGGCCAAGCAAGGCCGUCCCGAGCACAAAAAGCUGAUGCAUUCAGAAAUUUUGGAAGCGGCGUCGAAACUGGAGGGCCUUGAGGAAAUUCAUCUUUGUUCGCUGAUUUGGACCUCCAAGAAAGACAUUUUCCGAUUUAUCAACGAUUCGCGAUCAAUUCAAAACGGUCAUCUGCGUGUUCUGGAUGCCACAGACUCGGGAAUGGCGAGGGGCUUGCCAUGGGCUCGUCGGCGCAGCGUGAAGGAAUGGCGCCGCUACAUUGAUGAUGACGAAUCAUACCACAAUCAAAUGUCCAACUUUGUGAAUGUUUUGCUUGAGACAAUGGGCGAGGAUUAUUGA
Molecule: messenger RNA, 1923 nt
Organism: Kuraishia capsulata CBS 1993
Lineage: Eukaryota; Fungi; Ascomycota; Pichiomycetes; Pichiales; Pichiaceae
Exons: 1
Coding region: 1-1923 (640 amino acids)
Molecular function (GO): protein binding
Source: RefSeq, a predicted model, not a curated record